UUGAUGGAAAACUACACCUACAACAGCUUCAUUCUCCAGCUGGAUGGAUUAAAUGUCUCAAAGGAGUCUAUUUACCCAGUCUUUCUCUUCUUCUUUUUCUCCUAUCUGUUUAUAAUGCUUGCAAAUGUUGGUAUUGCUGUUCUGGUUUUCACUGACAAGAGCCUUCAUCAGCCUAUGUAUCUCCUUUUUUGCAACUUGCCAUUUAAUGACAUACUUGGAAACUCUAUCAUGGUGCCACGUUUGCUCAUAGAUAUUUUGCGUCCUCCCUCUGAACGCCUCAUCAGUUAUUAUGAAUGUGUGGUUCAAGCUUUCGCCUCACACAUGUUUGGUACUGCCAGUCACACAGUGCUCAUGAUUAUGGCCUUUGACAGAUAUGUGGCCAUCUGCAAUCCCCUGCGUUAUUCUGCCAUAAUGACCAACAACAUGCUGAUCAAGCUGACAGUUUCUGCCUGGGGAGUGGCCUUUGUUUUGGUCGGGAUUCUGCUCGGUCUGACCAUUAGACUGAACCGAUGCAGGACUCAAAUCUCAAGCCCCUACUGUGAUAAUGCCUCACUGUUUAAACUCUCCUGUGAGAGUGUUUUUAUUAAUAACAUUUAUGGUCUCACUUUCACUGUGGUCCUGCUCACCUCCUCUAUAGGCAGCAUUGUUCUCACCUAUACUAAGAUUACAGUAGUCUGUCUGACCAGUAAGAACAAGUCUCUGAACAGUAAAGCCUUAAAGACCUGUAGCACUCAUCUGGUUGUGUAUCUGAUCAUGUUUCUCAGUGGAAUGUCUAUCAUUAUUCUGCAUCGUUUCCCUCAGUACUCAGACUAUAGGAAACUCUCUAGCAUUUUGUUUCAUAUUGUUCCUGGCAGCCUCAAUCCCAUUAUUUAUGGUGUGCAGUCCAAAGAGAUCCGAAAAUUUUUGUCAAAGUUGUUCAAACCACAUAAAGUUUUGCCAUCCAUAUAAAAAGUCAAGUCAGUUUUAUUUAUAUAGCACCAAUGCACAACAGAAGUUAUCUUGAAGCACUGUACAUCUAGACCGUAUUCUAAAAAGAAUUUCCAAGUUACUUAAAAAAAAAUUAAUCAACACAAAUAACAUAAAAUGCAAACUAAGAG
Messenger RNA from Lates calcarifer (barramundi perch), 1097 nucleotides. Its product is annotated as olfactory receptor 146-like. Bases 4 to 948 code for a protein of 314 amino acids. Gene Ontology annotation, cellular component: membrane. Gene Ontology annotation, molecular function: olfactory receptor activity. NCBI's taxonomy places the organism in Eukaryota, Metazoa, Chordata, Actinopteri, Centropomidae. The transcript has a single exon. The record is from RefSeq and is a predicted model, not a curated record. Gene Ontology annotation, biological process: G protein-coupled receptor signaling pathway.